UCACUUCCGCUCAAUAGACCGCUUGACAUUUACAUAUUGAAACAAUGUAUUCAGAACGGCCGGCACAAUGCUCUAUAUAUCCAUAUUUCUGCUUCUUAACUGCGGCUGUAUAUCCCAGAGCUAUAUCAUGAGGCCGCGCGAGAAGGUCAGUAGAGCUCUCCCCAAACGUCACCUCGUUGUCUAUCCAGAAGUGGUGCGGCUGGACGAGGAAGCUGGCCGAAGAGAAGGCGGCGGCGGCGGCGGCGGCAUGGAGGGCUGUGAGCCCAAGCAGGGCUGUGGCGGUGGAGGCGGGUCAACGCUAGGCGGCAGCGAUCCCAAGACCAAAGCCUCGAACAUUGCACAGAAGGCGGCGCAGGAGGCGAAGGCGGCGAAUGAUGCACAAAUGGCAGCCGCGGAAGCGGCCGCAUCGCAAGUCAAAAUUCAGCUGGCGGAGAAGGCGCUCCAGUCUGCGCGUGCGGCAGAGGCAGCUCUGGCGGGAAAACAGCAAAUCAUGGAGCAAUUGGAUGGGGAGCACCGCGAGGCGGAGGCUGUCGUUCAGGAUGUAAGUAACUCCUUACAGAAUACACAGGCGAACGCAGUGGCGGCCAAUGAUGCGGCCAACGAAGCGAAGACCCAGCUCGGCAAGCUCAAGCAACUGGUGCAGGCGUCCAUCGCGAAUCUGGCCAACAUCGAGAACGUCUCGAAUGGCGCACAGCAGGAGCUGGCCGAGAAGACGCAGCUGCUGGAAGCGGCCAAGAAUCGCGUGGAGAGCCUGUCCCGCCAGCUAGCCAUGGCCAAGCAGGACUUCGAGAAGACCAAAAAGGCCGCCUACAAGGCAGCCUGCUCGGCGGUCGAGGCCAAGCAGAAGGCGCAAAGGAGUCGACGGCGAACCGCUGGACCCGCACAGGAGGGUCCUCUUUGAUUAUAUACGACAAUAAAGAUGCACGCUCAUAUGUUUAUUUUAUACAGGUAAA
Molecule: messenger RNA, 953 nt
Organism: Drosophila montana
Lineage: Eukaryota; Metazoa; Arthropoda; Insecta; Diptera; Drosophilidae
Product: glycine, alanine and asparagine-rich protein-like
Exons: 2
Coding region: 68-901 (277 amino acids)
Source: RefSeq, a predicted model, not a curated record